AUGGGGUCAGUCGGUAAAAUGAGCGAUAAUCCGUUUGAUUCGUACUUGAAUCGUUCCAAGGAUGACAGCAGCAUGGAGACGAAAUCGCUGGCAUCUGAGGCGUUUCUGAAGCCGAACGCGUCGCUGGAGUACUGCACGAUGACUGUGGACGAGACGCUGCGGCAAUUGAACACAGACAGCGCGAAGGGCCUGUGUGACCAACAGCAAGUGCGUGCCAGCGAGCAGGAGUGGGGCACUAACGAGGUCACGGUAGACGGCGAGGAUCCUGUGUGGAAGCGGUUCAUGUCCACAUUCGUGGAGGACCCGCUGAUCCUGUUGCUGAUCGGGUCUGCGGUGCUGAGUUUCCUGAUGGGCAACAUUGACGAUGCUGUGAGUAUUACGCUGGCGGUGGUGAUCGUUGUGUCAGUAGGGUUCGUGCAAGAGUACCGGUCGGAGAAGUCGCUCGAGGCGCUACACAAGCUUGUUCCCGCGAGCUGCCACCUUAUCCGAUUCGGUGCUGAGACACAUGUGCUGGCCUCAUGCCUGGUGCCCGGAGACCUUGUGUACUUUAAGGUGGGUGACCGGAUUCCUGCCGAUGUCAGGAUCAUUGAGAGCACCGACUUAUCGCUCGACGAGAGCACACUGACAGGGGAGACAGAGCCUGUGCACAAGUCUUGCACCCCCGUGAACAGUGCUACAUACAGCGACGUACCGGGCGGGAUCAUCCCUAUUGGCGAGCGGACCUCCAUCGCAUAUAUGGGUACCUUGGUGAGGGAAGGACACGGGAAAGGUAUCGUGGUAGCAACUGGCAAGCACACGAUGUUUGGCGCGGUAUUUGAAAUGAUGAACAGUAUUGAAAAGCCCAAGACUCCUUUGCAAAUGGCCAUGGACAGACUCGGUAAAGAUCUCUCAUACGUUAGUUUCUUUCUCAUUGGGAUCAUUUUCCUGCUUGGGGUUAUUCAAGGUAGGUCUUGGCUUGAGAUGUUCCAGAUAUCUGUGUCGUUGGCAGUUGCUGCGAUUCCUGAGGGUCUUCCUAUCAUUGUUACUGUCACUCUGGCUCUCGGCGUUCUUCGAAUGGCGAACAGGAAGGCUAUUGUGCGCCGUCUCCCUAGUGUGGAGACAUUGGGUUCGGUUAAUGUUAUAUGUUCGGAUAAAACCGGUACUCUCACUGCAAAUCAUAUGACAGCGUCCAAAAUCUGGUGCCUGGGAAGCAUGGCUAACAAAAACAACGUCUUGUCGCUAGAAGCCAAGUCUAGUGGCGGUCUACCCGGAAAACUUCCUAAUCUGAAAAACUAUUUGUCAGAUGAUGUCAAGGCUACCCUAAGAAUAGGUUCCAUCUGUAACAAUGCAAGUUUCUCCCAUGAGCAUGGCAAAUACCUCGGUAAUCCAACCGAUAUUGCACUCCUAGAAGUCUUACAAAAGUUUGACCUUGUUGACGAAAGGCCUACUACGACAAGGGUGGAUGAGCUUACAUUUAACUCCAAGAGAAAAUAUAUGGCAGUGAAGGUUGAUUCUCCGGCAAACAGCGGCAAACACAUCAUCUAUGUGAAAGGUGCUUUUGAGCGGAUACUUGAAAGAUCCGCGAGCUUCAUUGGCGGUGCAGGAAAAGUUGAGAAGUUAUCGGACUCACAUAAAUCCCUUAUCAAUGACUGCGCAAAAUCACUUGCGUCUGAAGGUCUCAGAACUCUUGCUUUUGCUCAGCUAGAGUGUUCUACAAAUAAACCGAUGAAUGAUAGUACGAUUCAGAAUCUGACAUUUGUGGGUCUGAUUGGCAUGAAAGAUCCUCCGAGAUCCACUGUUCGCCCCGCCAUUGAGGAGCUACUACAAGGGGGUGUGCAUGUCAUAAUGAUCACUGGGGAUGCCGAAAACACAGCCGUAAAUAUAGCCAGACAAAUUGGCAUACCCGUUAUUAAUCCCGAAAUAAGUGUUCUUACCGGUGAUAGACUUGACCAAAUGACUGAUGACCAACUGGCCGGCGUGAUCGAUCAUGUGAAUAUUUUUGCUCGUGCUACACCUGAACACAAGCUGAAUAUUGUGCGUGCUUUGCAGAAGAGGGGCGACAUUGUCGCUAUGACAGGAGAUGGUGUUAACGACGCACCUGCAUUGAAAUUGGCUGAUAUCGGUGUCGCCAUGGGCCAUAUGGGUACUGAUGUUGCGAAAGAAGCUUCUGAUAUGGUAUUAACUGAUGAUGACUUCAGCACCAUCCUAACCGCUAUUGAAGAAGGCAAGGGUAUUUUUAACAAUAUUCAGAGUUUUCUAACGUUUCAAUUGUCUACCUCUGUCGCAGCCUUGUCACUUGUCGCCAUAGCUACUGCAUUUAAGCUUCAAAAUCCGUUAAAUGCCAUGCAGAUAUUAUGGAUCAACAUAUUGAUGGACGGUCCACCCGCGCAAUCCCUAGGUGUGGAGCCAGUUGACCACGAAGUAAUGAGGAAGCCUCCAAGAAAACGUUCAGACAAGAUCUUGACUCCCCAAGUUAUGCGGAGACUCCUUAUCAAUGCAGCCUUUAUCAUUGGUGGUACUAUCUACGUGUUCAUCAAGGAAAUGACUGAGGAUGGACAGGUUACUGCGAGAGACACCACAAUGACGUUUACCUGUUUCGUGUUUUUUGAUAUGUUCAGCGCUCUAGCGUGUAGGCAUGCUACGAAGUCCAUUUUCGAAAUUGGUAUCUUCAAUAAUAAGAUGUUUAACUAUGCUGUUGGUUUCUCAUUACUAGGUCAGUUGUGCGCUAUUUACAUUCCAUUUUUCCAGAAUAUCUUCAAGACAGAGCGCCUGAGCCUGGGGGAUCUCAUUUAUUUGAUUGUAAUCAGUAGCAGUGUUUUCAUUGCAGAUGAAGUUCGAAAGUAUUACGCCAAAAAGAAUACCCAUCAAGACGCAUAUUACUUUUCCAUGGUUUAA
Messenger RNA from Eremothecium gossypii ATCC 10895, 2874 nucleotides. RefSeq names its product Ca(2+)/Mn(2+)-transporting P-type ATPase PMR1 (gene PMR1). The record is from RefSeq and is marked provisional. Gene Ontology annotation, molecular function: ATP hydrolysis activity; ATP binding; P-type calcium transporter activity. The transcript has a single exon. The coding region runs from base 1 to 2874 and encodes 957 amino acids. Gene Ontology annotation, cellular component: plasma membrane; endoplasmic reticulum; Golgi membrane. Lineage: Eukaryota; Fungi; Ascomycota; Saccharomycetes; Saccharomycetales; Saccharomycetaceae. Gene Ontology annotation, biological process: manganese ion transport; intracellular calcium ion homeostasis; calcium ion transmembrane transport.